AUGAUGCUUGAGUUAAGAUGGCCCUUAUUGGGUGUGAUAAUACCUGUGGCAAUCAUAGGUUUUACUGCCUAUGGUUCGCAUUACUUCAUCCUUCGUAAUCAUUUGUCAACCACACAGCAAAUCAUUUAUGAAUGUUUAGCUUCCAUGAUCUGGAUUUCUUAUGCUUUGGCAAUAUAUGCCAGUCCUGGGAGACCACCAAAAGACUAUACACCGAAAAAAGGCGAGUGGAAACGGUACUGUACCAAAUGCCAAAGUUACAAACCACCCAGAACACACCAUUGCUCCAAAUGCAAGACUUGCGUGAUGGCAAUGGACCAUCACUGUCCCUGGACCCUUAAUUGUGUUGGAGCCAAUAACCUCCCCCAGUUUAUGAGGUUUUUAUUUUGGGUCAUGGUGGGGACCGGUUAUUUGUUUGUGCAAUUGUGUGAACGUAUAGUGGCAUAUUAUAAUGACCUGGAUAAACCAAUUUACCUUAUAAAACGAUCAGAAUUGAUUGCCGUUAUUGUCUUUACCCCGGUUGACUUGUUUGUCUUGUUGAGUAUUUCUUUGUUAUUCAUUAGGUGUUUGAUCAAUAUUUGUAAAGGUAUGACUCAAAUUGAGAUUUGGGAAUGGGAUAGAAUUGAUAGUCAAUUUCACAGCAAAAGACUUUGGAAGUCAAUUAGGUUGAAUUAUGAGCAGUUAUAUGGAAAACAGUUGCCACAAUUGAGUACAUGGACUAAUAUAAGUCCGAUUGAUAAAGAAGAAUUUUCCAUGGAAGAAAUUAGAAACGAUGACAAUAAUGAACUGGAUGGUUCUCAGAUCCGUAACUCUUUGGAAAUGGAUGAUGAAGAAGAAUCACGAUCAUCUGAUGACAUGUUAGAACAAAGAGAAGUUGAACAAGAGCUAGAUGAAGAGGAACUCGUGCCAAGUAAUUUCACCAUAGAUGACUUAAUAUUUCCAUACGAUUACGGGAUUUGGGGCAACAUCAAGUACUUUUUGGGCUCACCAUUCAUGUGGUUAGUACCAUGGGCCAAACCAAAUAAUGAUGGUUUCAAUAUUGAGCCUUCGCUGGAUUAUAAGGAAGACGAUCAGUUGGGACUUCCUUGGCCACCUGAUGGUGGGAAUCAAAACAUUACAAUUCCAACUCCUAGCGAUGAUGAGUUGAGAGGCAUAACCAACUAUUCUCAAUUAAAGAAACAGUUGGAUCCAAGAUACAAUGCUAAUAGAAGUUCCUGGCAUAAUGACAUGGGAGAAGGUUUGAAUGAUUUUGGUGUAUAUAUUGAUGACUCUGAUGACAAUGAAUUAUAG
Lodderomyces margitis is the source of this 1287-nucleotide messenger RNA. RefSeq names its product palmitoyltransferase. The coding region runs from base 1 to 1287 and encodes 428 amino acids. Gene Ontology annotation, cellular component: endoplasmic reticulum membrane. Lineage: Eukaryota; Fungi; Ascomycota; Pichiomycetes; Serinales; Debaryomycetaceae. The transcript has a single exon. Gene Ontology annotation, molecular function: protein-cysteine S-palmitoyltransferase activity. The record is from RefSeq and is a predicted model, not a curated record.